AUGGCAUCAAUUGAUGCACAGUUGAGGCUAUUGGCACCUGGGAAGGUUUCAGAGGAUGAUAAAUUGGUGGAGUAUGAUGCUUUGUUAUUGGAUCGUUUUCUUGAUAUUCUUCAGGACUUGCAUGGGGAGAAAAUCAGAGAAACGGUUCAAGAAUGCUACGAACUCUCUGCGGAGUAUGAAGGGUCGCGUGAUCCACAGAAACUGGAAGAGCUCGGGAAAGUCCUUACGAGUUUGGAUGCUGGGGAUUCUAUUGUGCUGGCAAAAUCUUUUUCCAACAUGCUUAAUUUAGCCAACUUGGCUGAAGAGGUUCAGAUUGCAUACAGACGUAGAAGUAAGCUUAAAAAGCAGGACUUUUCUGAUGAGGCCUCUGCAACAACUGAAUCGGAUAUUGAAGAGACUUUAAAGAGGCUUGUAGGACAACUGAACAAGACUCCUGAAGAAGUUUUUGAUGCUUUGAAGAAUCAGACGGUUGAUUUAGUAUUUACAGCACAUCCUACUCAGGCUGUUCGUAGAUCUUUGCUUCAAAAGCAUGCAAGGAUUCGAGAUUGUCUGACUCAGCUAAAUGCCAAAGACAUUAAUCCUGACGAUAAGCAGGAGCUUGAUGAGGCGUUACAAAGAGAGAUACAAGCUGCUUUUCGCACGGAUGAAAUUAGAAGGAAUCCUCCUACUCCUCAAGAUGAGAUGAGGGCAGGAACGAGUUACUUCCAUGAAACGAUUUGGAAGGGGGUGCCAAAAUUCUUACGGCGCGUUGACACUGCUUUGAAAAACAUUGGAAUAAAUGAGCGGGUUCCUUAUAAUGCCCCUCUAAUCCAAUUUUCUUCUUGGAUGGGUGGGGAUCGUGACGGCAACCCAAGGGUAACUCCUGAAGUUACUAGGGAUGUAUGCUUAUUAGCUAGAAUGAUGGCUGCUAAUUUGUACUUCUCCCAGAUUGAGGAUCUCAUGUUUGAGCUUUCUAUGUGGCGUUGCAAUGAAGAACUCCGUGCACGUGCAGAUGAACUUCACAGCACUUCAAAAAGAGAUGCAAAGCAUUACAUUGAGUUUUGGAAGCAAAUUCCGCCAAAUGAACCUUAUCGUGUUAUUCUUGCUGAUGUGAGGGACAAGCUAUAUCAUACACGUGAACGUGCUCGUCAAUUGCUUGCCAAUGGAAUCUCUGAUAUUCCAGAGGAGGCAACCUUCACCCAUGUGGAUGAGUUUCUUGAGCCUCUUGAGCUAUGUUAUAGAUCACUCUGUGCUUGCGGUGAUCGGCCAAUUGCUGAUGGAAGCCUUCUUGAUUUCUUACGACAAGUUUCCACGUUUGGGCUUGCACUCGUGAGACUUGAUAUAAGGCAAGAGUCAGAUAGGCACACUGAUGUUCUAGAUGCUAUUACAAGGCACCUGGAGAUCGGGUCGUACAAAGACUGGUCAGAAGAACGCAGACAGGAGUGGCUUUUAUCUGAACUUAGUGGCAAACGCCCUCUUUUUGGGCCCGAUCUUCCCAAAACCGAAGAAAUUGCUGAUGUCUUAGACACCUUUCAUGUCAUUGCUGAACUCUCGUCAGAUAACUUUGGGGCUUACAUAAUUUCCAUGGCAACUGCCCCAUCUGAUGUCCUUGCAGUAGAGCUUUUACAACGCGAGUGCCGUGUCAAAAUUCCUCUAAGGGUUGUCCCGUUGUUUGAAAAGCUUGCUGAUCUCGAGGCUGCACCUGCUGCUGUGGCUCGGCUUUUCUCUAUAGAUUGGUAUCGUAAUAGGAUUAAUGGGAAACAGGAAGUCAUGAUUGGGUAUUCGGAUUCAGGAAAGGAUGCUGGACGGCUUUCUGCAGCAUGGCAGUUAUAUAAGGCCCAGGAGGAGCUUAUAAAGGUAGCAAAGCAAUACGGCAUAAAGCUCACAAUGUUUCAUGGCCGAGGUGGGACAGUUGGAAGAGGAGGUGGCCCAACUCAUCUUGCUAUAUUAUCUCAGCCACCAGACACCAUUCACGGGUCGCUUCGUGUCACUGUUCAAGGUGAAGUUAUUGAACAAUCAUUUGGCGAGGAGCACUUAUGUUUCAGAACACUCCAACGUUUUACUGCAGCUACACUUGAGCAUGGAAUGCACCCACCUGUUGCACCAAAGCCAGAAUGGCGUGCUCUCAUGGAUGAGAUGGCUGUGAUUGCCACAAAAGAGUAUCGUUCUGUAGUUUUCCAGGAACCUCGAUUUGUUGAGUACUUCCGCCUCGCAACACCUGAGUUAGAGUAUGGUCGGAUGAACAUCGGGAGCCGCCCAUCAAAAAGAAAGCCUAGUGGUGGAAUAGAAUCACUCCGAGCCAUUCCAUGGAUAUUUGCAUGGACGCAGACGAGAUUUCAUCUUCCUGCCUGGCUUGGCUUUGGUGCUGCAAUCAAGCAUGCCAUUGGGAAGGAUAUUAGAAAUCUUCAGACUCUUAAGGAUAUGUACAAUGAAUGGCCUUUCUUCAGAGUGACAAUUGACUUGAUUGAAAUGGUUUUGGCCAAAGGAGACCCAGAAAUUGCUGCUUUGUAUGACAAGCUUUUAGUGUCAGAAGAUUUGUGGCCAUUUGGAAAGCAACUGGGUAACAAUUAUGAAGAAACUAAGAAUCUGAUCCUUCAGGUUGCUGGACACAAGGAACUUCUUGAAGGAGAUCCCUACUUGAGGCAGAGACUCCGACUUCGGGAUCCAUAUAUAACCAUCCUUAACGUCUGCCAAGUCUACACAUUGAAGCAGAUACGUGAUCCAAGUUACCGUGUAAAGGUGAGGCCACAUCUCUCGAAAGAGAUAAUGGAAAUGGAUAUGAGCAAACCGGCUGCUGAACUGGUGAAGCUUAACCCUAAAAGCGAGUAUGCUCCCGGGUUGGAAGACACACUUAUCUUGACCAUGAAGGGUAUUGCAGCUGGAAUGCAGAACACGGGUUAA
Fraxinus pennsylvanica is the source of this 2880-nucleotide messenger RNA. The record is from the annotation of a GenBank genome assembly. Lineage: Eukaryota; Viridiplantae; Streptophyta; Magnoliopsida; Lamiales; Oleaceae.